UUGAAAAGGAAAGGGUAUGAAAAGUACUCCUACAAGUCACAAUCUGGUCGACUAUGAUUUGCUGAAAGCAGGAGAGACAGAGAUGGAUACGGAUUCAGAUUUCAGAAUCACACGGGCAGAGCACACGUAUAAAUAAGCUAAGCUGCCAGUCUGCUUCAACAACCCAAAGCAGAGCAGCAGCAGCUCAGAUCACUCGGCGUUACGGUGGUGAUCAUCAGCCUACGGUGGUGACUGACGCAUGGCUCUGAUCAGGGAGAAGAGGCUUCCGCAGCUGCACCUCGCGCUGCCCGUCCCGUCCCGCGCCGCCGCGCAGGAGCUCGGCGUCCUCGGCCGGCGGCCCAACCCCACGGCCACCAAGGCCUCCACCCCGUCGGCGCUGUCCAGCCAGUUCCGCCUCGCCGACUUCGACAAGCUCGCCGUCCUGGGCCGCGGGAACGGCGGCACCGUGUACAAGGUCCGCCACCGGGAGACGUGCGCGCUCUACGCGCUCAAGGUGCAGCACUACGGCGAUCCCGCCGCGGCCGCCGAGGCCGACGUCCUCAGCCGCACGGCCUCGCCAUUCGUCGUCCGGUGCCACUCCGUGCUCCCCGCCGCGGCAUCCGGCGACGUCGCCCUGCUCCUCGAGCUGGUCGACGGGGGCUCGCUCGACUGUAUCAGGAGCCGCCGCGGCGCGUUCACGGAGGCCGCGCUCGCGGAGGUGGCGGCGCAGGCGCUGUCGGGGCUGGCGUACCUCCACGCCCGCCGCAUCGUGCACCUCGACGUCAAGCCGGCGAACCUUCUCGCCAGCACGGCCGGGGAGGUCAAGGUCGCCGACUUCGGCAUCGCCAAGGUGCUCGCCCGCGCCGGCGACCACUGCACGUCGUACGCCGGCACCUCCGCGUACAUGAGCCCCGAGCGCUUCGACCCGGAGGCGCACGGUGGGCACUACGACCCGUACGCCGCCGACGUGUGGAGCCUCGGGGUCACGCUCCUUGAGCUCUUCAUGGGCAGGUACCCGCUCCUGCCCGCCGGGCAGCAGCCCACCUGGGCCGCGCUCAUGUGCGCCGUCUGCUUCGGCGAGCCGCCCGUGCUGCCCGACGGCGCGGCCUCGCCGGAGCUCCGGGGAUUCGUCGCCUCGUGCCUGCAGAAGGACUACCGCAACAGGGCGUCCGUGGCGGAGCUGCUUGCUCACCCAUUCGUGGCCGGGAGGGACGUUGCAGCGUCGAAACGCGCGCUCCGGAAGCUGGUCGCCGAUGCCUCGUCGUCAUUGUAGUGCCGGGAUACGGAUCCCGCUGGGCGGCACAGCCAUGCACAUAUACUGAUAUACAUAGAAUCAAUUUUGCUAGAUAUGUACAGUACCGUAUAUGCAGAGCUUAGUGAUAACACACCAGUUAGCUUAGUGAUGACCUAGGCUAGGAUUAGUUACUCACUUGUUCAGACAUUGGUGAUGCACUGAUGUAGCAGUAUUAGUUUUCCAUGGAUUAUGGCAA
This is a messenger RNA of Triticum aestivum (bread wheat), 1469 nucleotides long. RefSeq names its product mitogen-activated protein kinase kinase 9-like. Gene Ontology annotation, molecular function: protein serine/threonine kinase activity; ATP binding. The coding region runs from base 239 to 1252 and encodes 337 amino acids. NCBI's taxonomy places the organism in Eukaryota, Viridiplantae, Streptophyta, Magnoliopsida, Poales, Poaceae. Gene Ontology annotation, cellular component: cytoplasm. Gene Ontology annotation, biological process: protein phosphorylation. The record is from RefSeq and is a predicted model, not a curated record. The transcript has a single exon.